This is a messenger RNA of Melospiza melodia melodia, 6066 nucleotides long. RefSeq names its product solute carrier family 7 member 3 (gene SLC7A3). The record is from RefSeq and is a predicted model, not a curated record. Gene Ontology annotation, cellular component: plasma membrane. NCBI's taxonomy places the organism in Eukaryota, Metazoa, Chordata, Aves, Passeriformes, Passerellidae. The transcript is spliced from 13 exons. Gene Ontology annotation, biological process: L-arginine import across plasma membrane; L-ornithine transmembrane transport. The coding region runs from base 1152 to 3059 and encodes 635 amino acids. Gene Ontology annotation, molecular function: L-ornithine transmembrane transporter activity; L-arginine transmembrane transporter activity; L-lysine transmembrane transporter activity.
CUCUGGGGAAGCAUUCUGGACAUAACUGAUGCUUCCAGGUGGGAUGCUUGGAUGUGUGGUGGUGGUAGGCAGCUGUAUGGGCAGGUUUCUUCCUUAGGCCACCUUCACAUUGGAUGUGGGAAAAGCCAAUGCUGGCUGAUGGCACAUGAGACUCUGCAGGCUUUGGCUAUUUAUUACUGCUUUAUUAUCAGUGACUAGGGGCACGUGGUGGGAAGCAGCACUUGGGACUCAGUCCAGUCCCUCACUGUUCCUGCAUGCUGGCCCUGGUCUGCUGCCUUCUCUCUGUGCUGGGUUGAUGCAGGCUCCUUCUUGCACUGCCUGGUGUCUGGGUGAGGCACUGGAGACUCUGGUGCUGGCAGUGCCCUAAGGUUGGGCUGGGAAGGCUGGCCUGUUCCUGCUCCUGUUAUUUCUGGCUGGUGUUCCUGGCUGCCCUGGAAUGCACAUUUACACAUAGCCCACACCCCUCCCAGGGCACUGCCCUGGGCUGUGUGCAGGGGUCGCUACACAGGAAAGCUGUGCUGGCUGUCUCCCACCCCUGCUUGGCACUUGGUUGCUGGGGCAGCUCCAGUGCUGGCACAAUCUGCAGCAGAGAGCCCUAACAAGCUGUGUGUUCCAUCUAUAUGCAUGGUGAAGAUAGUACCUGCACCAAGAAGUUAAGGGAGUUGACUCAAAAAAGUGCCCUGCUAUUUGUAAACAGAGAGGAACUCGUGGGUGAAGCUGGACUCAAUGGUCCUUAUGGGUCCCUUCCAAUCUAAAAUACUCUAAUGUUUCAUUUGUGGAAAGUGAUGGGGGCAUCCAAGGACUGAUGUGGAUCUGUUUCUGCAGGGCUUCUGGCUCCCUUUAUGGGCUGGAGCCAUCUCCUACCCUCCUUUGAUGCUGGCUAUGUGUGCUUUGCCACUGUUUGCCUUCCUGCUGCUCCUGUUGAGACAUGCACUUGGCUUGUUCCGUGCCUCUGCCUGCUCCCAGCCCUUGGCCUGUGCUGCUGGAUCAGGGCCCUGGAUGAUGGGAAUGGGGAGCAGUAAGACUGGGAGGGUGACGCUGCUUGGAGUCCUGCUGCGCCCGUGGUGCUGCCUAUCCUGUCUGAGACCAUUCUCGGCGAUGGUGCUGCCCAGGGCUUUUCACCAGCUGAGCUUCACUGAGGAGAAGACAAGAUGUUGAGGGAAAAAAUGACCGUUUUUGGCAAGAAGCUGAUCCGCCGGCGCAUGGUGGACCUGAGCUCCGAUGACACCCAUUUUGCUCGCUGCCUCUCCACGCUGGACCUCGUAUCCCUGGGGGUGGGCAGCACACUAGGGGCUGGUGUGUAUGUGCUGGCCGGCGAGGUGGCCAAGGAGAUGGCUGGUCCCUCCAUUGUCCUCUCCUUCCUGGUGGCUGCUCUCUCAUCGGUACUGGCUGGACUCUGCUAUGCAGAGUUUGGGGCCCGUGUCCCCAAGGCCGGCUCUGCAUACCUCUACAGCUACGUUACUGUUGGCGAGAUCUGGGCUUUUAUAGCCGGGUGGAACCUCAUUCUCUCCUAUGUGAUAGGUACGGCCAGUGUGGCUCGAGCCUGGAGUGCAACAUUUGACAACAUCAUCGGCAACCACAUCUCCACCUUCUUUGUCACCAACAUCCCAAUGCAUGUGCCAGGAGUGCUGGCUGAGCAUCCAGACUUCUUUGCUUUGAUCCUGAUUUUGCUGCUUACUGUACUGCUGUCUUUUGGUGUCAGCGAAUCUGCCCUCGUGAACAAAAUCUUCACAGCAGUGAACCUGUUGGUGCUGGGCUUUGUUGUCAUUGCUGGCUUCAUCAAGGGAGACAUCAAGAACUGGCAGCUUUCAGAGGAGAGCCAUGGCAAUUUGUCACUGCCAGACACACCGGAUGACGAGAAAAAAGCUUUUGGCUCUGGUGGGUUUUUCCCCUUUGGACUGGAAGGGAUGCUGACCGGCGCUGCCACCUGUUUCUAUGCCUUCGUGGGCUUUGACUGCAUUGCCACCACAGGGGAGGAAGCCAGGAACCCGCAGCGCUCGAUUCCCAUUGGCAUCAUUGUGUCCCUCCUCAUCUGCUUUGUGGCUUAUUUCGGGGUCUCUGCGUCCCUGACCCUCAUGGUGCCCUACUUCCUCCUGAACAAGAGCAGCCCUCUGCCUGAGGCUUUCAAGGCGGUGGGUUGGGAGCCCGCCCGCUACGCCGUUGCCGUUGGCUCGCUCUGUGCCCUCUCCACCAGCUUGCUGGGCUCCAUGUUUCCCAUGCCCCGAGUGAUCCAUGCCAUGGCAGAGGAUGGGCUGCUCUUCAAGUUCCUCUCCCGGAUCCACAGUGGCAGAAAGACCCCUCUGAUCGCCACCUUUGUCUCGGGGUUCUUUGCAGCGGUGUUUGCCCUCUUUCUGGACCUGAAGGACCUGGUGGACCUCAUGUCGAUCGGCACGCUGCUGGCCUACUCCCUGGUGGCGGUGUGCGUGCUCAUCCUCCGGUACCAGCCCAGACAGCCGAACUCCCCGAAGGCCGUGGAAAUGCUGGAGCUGAAUGGGAAUGAGGAGGAGAGAGUGAUCAUGAACCCAGCCAUCACUGCUGCCAGUGCCCAGCACAAAGAGACCGUGUCCCUGGCGACACUCUUCAACCCUCCUGGGGACACCCCCACUGUGCUCUCGGGGCGCAUUGUCUAUGUCUGUGUCGCGGUCAUCGCUGCACUGAUCACAGUCAUCUGCGUGGUCCUGACCCUCAAUAUGGAUGCGCUGAAGGAUGCCAGUGUGGGCUCUGUUGUGCUUCUGGUGCUGCUCCUCGUGGCUCUGCUCAUUUUCACCAUCAUCAUUUGGAGGCAGCCGCAGAGCAAUGCGCGAUUAAACUUCAAAGUACCUUUCCUGCCACUGGUGCCAAUCCUCAGCACCUUCAUUAACAUCCUGCUGAUGGUCCAGCUGGAUAAGGGCACCUGGGCGCGGUUUGCCGUCUGCAUGGUCGUGGGUUUCGUUAUUUACUUCGCCUAUGGGAUUUGGAACAGCGUGGAAGGGAAAAAUGCGGAAACAGCCCGUGCCACAGCAGAAAAACCUCUGCACCAUCCUGGACAGGACCUCAGCCCUGGGGCUGCUGCGGUCUGAGGGCCUGGAGACCAGUGCUUCAUGGACCUCUUUGCCACUUUGGGACAAGAUCAUGAUCCAGACAGUACAUCCAUCCCCUCUCCUGCAGAGACUGAGUCCCAGAGUGAAGUACUAAGGUCUGAACGAAAGGUCCUGAGUCAAAGCUGACCUAGGAUGAAUGUCCCAACUGAAUGUUUGAUGUUUCCACUCAUUAACAAAGUAUCAUUAUAUGUACUUACUUAUUAGCAAAACAUGUUCACCUUUCUGUAUCUAGAAACAGCAUAAGGCUACAUCUGGCCUAAUUAGGGGGUACAGAAUCAGAGAUCCUCCCCUAGAUCCUCCUUGAGCCGUGACCAGGCUUGGGGAGAAAGCUGACAGGAAAAUGAAAUUAGAAAUGAGGCCAGCUGGUUUGUUUGGCAGUGUAAAACCCGGGCCAGUGUCACAGCAAAGCGGGGGAGCCCCGUGGCCCCAGAGGAGGAGGCCCUGCAGGAGCUCCCAGCUCCUGGCGUGGCUCUCCAGCCCUUGGCUGUGACAGCUGCCCCCAGAGCUGGUGGCUCUUGGGCCUGGGUGAUGUGUGAGGGAUCUUCCAUAAUCACUGUAGGCAUUCUUUCCUAGCAAUGAUUAGCAUUGCUCAGCUUGUCCCCUUGCAACUCUUUGCUCAUGGUUAGGUGCCUUGAUUAGCUUCUCCUUUUGUGAUUCUUUGCAGUUUUCCAUCAUAGUAAAUGCCACUGUUCCUUAAGUUGGUGUCUGUGUCUCUGACCCUACUCACCAGCUAAACAAAAUCAGUGUAGUCAGCAGGGUCAGAACAAAGUGUUGCUUUUAAAAUCUAAAUUAAAGUAACCAGUCCUGUAUGAAAUUCCCAGAUGGGAAGAACUUCCAUAUAGUUCACUAAUCCUCAGGUGGGCUAAGGUUGGAGGACCAUGUGAGCAAUGGAGAAGUCAGUUAAAAGAAGCUGAACUGAUGGAUGUAUUGAAAUGCAUCCAAAAAUCACAUACUGAAAAAAGAAAAGAACUUGUGGAUUUGGAAAGGCAAGGAUGGAUUUUGUUAACAGCAUAUCAAACAAACAAAACACCAAACAAAAGGAACAGUUGUUGAAAUGCUCUAACAUGAACCAACAGAUGUGAGUUGCAGAAUCAAAUUGUAAUGCUAAAAUGCCAAAUUAAGCUGCUUGCUGAUAAGAUGGAUUUACCAGACUUGCUGAGAAGGCUGCAGUUAGAGUAGCUCAGUAUAAGGCAAGGAGGGAGCAAGUGAAGCACAAGAAAACGCAUGCAGUGAUUGCAGAGGCAGGUGUGCAGUGGGAUCCUGAUGAAUGGAAUGGAGAUAUUUGGGCUGCUGUGGAUUCUGAUGAGGUUGGUUCCCGAGAUGAAUUUGUAGAUGUGAGACCAGCAUGGAGACAAAUGGUAGAAUUAGAUGCUAAUGAUCAGGAGGGAUACUCAUAGAGGAUUAUACUCAGCAGGAAGUAAAUUAAAUGUUUGAGCAGUUUAGUAAAAAAAAAGGGAACCUCUUUUCUCUUGGAUGGUGUGCUUGCAUGACCAGGGAGCAUCAGGGAUAACCCUAGACUCAGAACACUCUAAGAACUUUUUAGAUUGAGUUUGGAUUUUUUGUGCAGGAUGCAUUUUGGAAUAACGUUCACAAUACUAAUUUGUUAGCUUUGGCUGCUUUGGAUGGAAUACUAAAUACCCUACAGCAAAUUAUUGGCCAGGAUGUGAAAAAGUCAGUGGUAGACUUUGUGAGAUUGUGUACAAUGAGAUGCAAGAGAACCUCUUGUGAUUUUGUAUUUGUAGAUAAUGUUACUGACUGAAGAUACAAGUAGUCACUCCAGUAUUUGUACCUGUAACUUUAUUGCAAUGAUAGGCUUUUAGUUAUUUAUUUUUUUAUAUUUUUUAAAUGAAAAUAUUUAGUUUUUUACUUCCUGUUAUAUCCUGUCAAUUUUUUGGAACCUAACUACAGUCUGAUUCAAGACUUGCAGCCUACUCCCAUUGGUAUGAAGUGGUAAAGGUUCUGUUCCAACACACAGACCUGAGGCUUGCUGAAAUAAACCCAGGACAAUGGAUAAAAGGCUUUGAUGGCUGUCCAUCAUGGUAUGGCAGAAAUCCAUCAUGUGAUGGAGACAUGGAUAGUGGGACGUUAUUUUCAGAUGGAUGCCUACAGCUACCUGAAUUUUCAACUGAGUGCUUCACCCUGGUGUUGUUUUAUUGAUGCUAAUCCCUUUGCUUUUUGUUGUGAUAAUUGCAUUGCAUGUUAAGGUUUGGAUGAUCAUGAAACAAUUAUCUUACCAACUACCUCCACUGAUACUAGACAAUCCAUGUGGUACCAAAGCAUGAAAUGCUCUCGAGCUCUAUUUGGAUAUUGUGAAGCUUGAGUGAUUAUAGUCACAGGGUGUGUUGUGUAGGACAAUGACUGGGAACUCUGUGGACAGGUAACUGGGGGUACAAUUAAAGGAAACUGAGGACUUAGAACAGUUUGGAAAUUAUGGGGUAUAUAUAUUCCUUAAUUUGGUGUCUGUGUCUCUGACCCUACCUACUGGCAAAACAGAGUCAGGACUGCAGAGCUUGGUCAUGAGCUGCCUCUUCCCUCGCAGGGAAGUCACCUGGCUGGGUGGGAGUUCUGGUGGCCCAGGGCUGGUCUCUGCCCUCCUCCAGUCCCACAGAGGGGCAGUGGCACCAGCACAGCCCCCUGGCCAUGAAAAUUGCUUUCUCUGUGCACAGGAGGCCCCACAUGAUGCAGCUGUACUCAUUCUGUGUGCCACGUGCCUGUGUCACCAGCUCCUCCCUGCCUUCCAGGUGCCAGACCUGUACCUGGCAACCCUGGCUGGAGCUCUGCAGGAAAGCUUACUGCAACUUGUUCUGGUACUCACAGUACUCUGGUACUCACUGCUAGCAAACUGCCCUCACCAUGCUGUUUGAUGUCAAUAUCUUGCUCAAGUGUCAGUGAGAUGUCCUCAGUGUAGUUGUUCUUGUGUCCAACCUCAUCUGCCUUUUAGAAUUUUAGGGUGAAUUUUUAAAUCUAUUAAAUUAAAUGUUUGUAA